AUGGAAACAAAACUGUUGAGUGUUCCCUUUCGGAAGACAGAUCGCGUGAGUUUAUACACGUGUCUGAAGGGGGUGAUUGAUUCUGAGUUUUACCAGUCAUCUUCGAAUUUUGACAAGAACCUGCAGGAGAUCGACCAGUUGCGCAAGGCGGCCGAGGCUCCGUCCGGCUCGCUAGAAUCCAUAGCUCUUCUUAAACGGUACUAUGUCCAGUUAGCAUCUAUACAGAUUAAGUUUCCCGAAGAUUCGAUUGAGUCUCCAUGGUAUGGCACUCUGGGGAUUCGUGUGGAUGGCCCCUUUACUUACAGAUCAAUAACCUAUGAAAGAGCAAACGUGCUUUACCAAAUAGCAGCGGCCUAUUCUCUCCUGGCACUGAACGUUGAUGAUAAGCAUAGUCUGGAUGGAAUUAAGCAGUCGUGCAUCUAUUUGCAGCACUCUGCCGGCUACUUUGAGCUUUUACGAACUCAUAUCAUACCUCAGCUGACGAGUGUACCACUUGAGCUGCGAUCUGAGGUUCUCGAGACGUUACAGCUACUGAUGCUUGCGCAGGCACAGGAGAAAUUUUGGUUUUUUGCCCUGAAGAGCGACUUGAAAAACACAGUCAUCUCGAAGCUCUCUGCUCAAGUGUCGCAAUUCUAUGCCGAUUCGCUUGCACUGGCUAAGAAAACUGUUUGUUUUAAAAAAGACUGGAUUGAGCACAUACAAGUUAAGACUUUGCAUUUCAAGGCUGCGGCAUACUACCGAUGCUCAAUUCACAGCGGAGAGCAGGAAAAAUACGGUGAAGAAAUAGCGUAUUUACGCGAGGCAGAGCAAGUUUUCAACACGAAACUGCCGAAACUGGACGGCGAGUUAGCUCUGGAGGACUUCAAGAUGCUCCGACAGACAGUUCAUGAUAGAUUGCGGAAAGCUGAACGUGAAAACGACCUGAUAUAUCUACAGGACAUACCCAAAGUGGCACCUCUCACCAAAGUCUCAAUGGUGAAAAGCAUUUUGCCCGAGGAAUUGGUAGAUUUGCAUAAAGCCAUUAAUAGCGGCGAAUACGGAAGACCGCUGUUUGAAGGACUAGUGCCUUAUAGCGUGAUCCAGGUUGCAAUGUCCUACAAAGACCGUGUAGAAAACUAUUUCGUGGUCAACUUUAAGGAACCGUUGCAGGAGCUCAACAAAAAAAUUGAUAUGCUAAUUAGUGAGACGGGCGUGACUGCCCAAGUUGAAGCAAUCUUGAAGCCACAGAGCAUACCUAAUUGGGUUUGGGAAAACAAAGAGAAGUUGGAGCAACUGAGAUGGCAAAGCACAUUGAGAGAGCUAGAGACAGAGUUGCGCGAGGCGCGGCGUGAUGCACGGCCUCAGUUGGACAAGCUCUGGGAAGAAGUGCGGCUGGCCCGAGAGAACGACCACCAACAGCGCAGAUUGCACGGUUCGAAGUGGCAAGUCCCGGAUUUUGACGAGUCUGGAGCCGAAUGCUACGAACUGCUAAAUAAGCUGGAGACGUAUUUGGACCAGUCCACUAAGGGUGACCGCAUCAUUUUUCAGCAGAUCAAGGACCUCAAACCGUAUUUGAAGGUUUACGAGUCGGCUGAAACUUUGGAAGAAUUUAUUCCCAAAAGCCAGAUUUUGGAUCUAAACCCGGAUUUCAAAGAAGUAGUGUUCAAGUUGGAUGACAAAGUGAAACAACUGAAAAACCUGAAAAACGAGCGCCAUGAAUUCCUAGAGAACUUGAGAGUCAAGAUGAGCGAGAACCAGAUCUUGAUGCAGGUAACAGAACAGUACAAGAAACUCGUUUCGCAAAAUAUCGCUGUGGACGAGAACUCAAUGCAGUUCAUUUUAGAUGAGAGUUUACGGAAGUUCGACGCAGAGCUCGGAUUUUUGACUAGCACAGCCACGAUCCAGGACAGCGACACAUCGCUGAUAUACGACCUAUACGAUAUCUUUAAGUCAGGGAAACGACAACUGCAAGGAGGCAAGGAGCGCGAGACAGCCUUACGGGUGUUGCAAGACACGAUGAACGGCUAUUUAGAGGUGGUGGAAAACUUGAAGCAAGGUAUUCACUUUUACCAGGACUAUAUGGAGAACCUAGCCUCGGCUCGGCAGAAGGUUUGCGAUUUUCUCACUAACCGACGGCUACUGGUAAGUAAUUUGUGA
Molecule: messenger RNA, 2136 nt
Organism: Ogataea parapolymorpha DL-1
Lineage: Eukaryota; Fungi; Ascomycota; Pichiomycetes; Pichiales; Pichiaceae
Product: pH-response regulator protein palA/RIM20
Exons: 1
Coding region: 1-2136 (711 amino acids)
Cellular component (GO): endosome
Molecular function (GO): protein binding
Source: RefSeq, a predicted model, not a curated record